Aspergillus viridinutans is the source of this 1413-nucleotide messenger RNA. RefSeq names its product 7-dimethylallyltryptophan synthase hasE (gene hasE). The transcript has 2 exons. The record is from RefSeq and is a predicted model, not a curated record. NCBI's taxonomy places the organism in Eukaryota, Fungi, Ascomycota, Eurotiomycetes, Eurotiales, Aspergillaceae. The coding region runs from base 1 to 1413 and encodes 470 amino acids. Gene Ontology annotation, molecular function: transferase activity, transferring alkyl or aryl (other than methyl) groups. Gene Ontology annotation, biological process: alkaloid metabolic process.
AUGUCGAUCGGGACCGAAUCGCUAGUUCCUGCUCCGCCGAGCCUCAACGGCAUCGCUAAUGGCUAUCCAAGCAAGACGCAGAAGGAGUUAACCAACGGAGACUUUGAUGCGCACGAUAGACUUUCUCUUGCACGACUCACUCCUUACGAUGUUCUGACGGCUGCGCUUCCGCUGCCGGCUCCGGCUUCGGCCACGGGGUUCUGGUGGCGAGAGACAGGGCCUGUUAUGAGCAAGCUUCUGGCCAAGGCAAAUUACCCUCUUUAUACUCAUUACAAGUACCUUAUGUUAUAUCACACCCAUAUUCUUCCAUUGUUGGGACCUCAACCGCCGCUUGAGAACUCGACGCAGCCCUCUCCGAGUAACGCGCACUGGAGGUCCUUCCUGACGGACGACUUCUCCCCGCUGGAGCCGAGCUGGAACGUGAAUGGGAACUCGGAAGCGCAGAGCACAAUCCGUCUUGGUAUUGAGCCCGUGGGUUUUGAAGCCGGGACCGCCACGGACCCAUUCAACCAAGCUGCCGUGACGCAGUUCAUGCACUCAUACGAUGCAACCGAAGUAGGCGCCACGCUGACGCUGUUCGAGCACUUCCGCCACGACCUUUUCAUUAGCCCGGAGUCUUACGCCGCGUUAAGAGGGAAGAUACCAGAAGGCGAGCAUACCACACAGAGCUUCCUGGCGUUCGAUCUCGACGCGGGUCGUGUCACCACAAAGGCGUACUUCUUUCCGAUUCUCAAGUCGCUGAAGACCGGACAGAGCACAAUAAAGGUGGUCUCUGACUCCAUUCUGCGUCUAGCGAUGAAGAGCGAGGUAUGGGGUGUGCAAACCAUCGCUGCGUUGUCGGUCAUGGAGGCGUGGAUGGGUAGCUACGGUGGUGCGGCAAAGGCGGAGAUGAUCAGCGUCGACUGCGUGAACGAGGCAGACUCCCGGAUCAAGAUAUACGUGCGGAUGCCGCAUACGUCUUUGCGGAAGGUGAAAGAGGCAUACUGCCUAGGUGGGCGUUUGACAGACGAGAAUACAGCUGAGGGCCUGAAGCUGCUGGACGAGCUGUGGAGGACGGUCUUUGGGGUCGUCGACGAGGACGCGGAGUUGCCACAGAAUAGUGAUCGCACGGCGGGGACAAUAUUCAAUUUCGAGCUGCGGCCAGGGAAAUGGUUCCCCGAGCCCAAGGUGUACCUGCCUGUCCGACACUACUGUGAAAGUGAUGUGCAGAUUGCUAGUCGGCUGCAAGUGUUCUUUGGAAAGCUCGGAUGGCACAACCUGGAGAGAGAUUAUUGCAAGCAAGUUGAAGAUUUGUUUCCCCAUCAUCCACUGUCCUCGUCAACGGGCACACAUACCUAUCUUUCAUUUUCGUAUAAGAAGCAGAAAGGGGUCUAUAUGACCAUGUAUUAUAAUCUCCGGGUAUACAGCACCUAA